Molecule: messenger RNA, 4659 nt
Organism: Melospiza georgiana
Lineage: Eukaryota; Metazoa; Chordata; Aves; Passeriformes; Passerellidae
Gene: HPS3
Product: HPS3 biogenesis of lysosomal organelles complex 2 subunit 1
Exons: 17
Coding region: 408-3158 (916 amino acids)
Biological process (GO): organelle organization
Cellular component (GO): cytoplasm
Source: RefSeq, a predicted model, not a curated record
GGCCGGGGAAACCGGGACGCGUGAGGUCUGAGUGCGUGGAGCGGCCCUGGGGCUCCGCCGGGUGGGGAUGAAGGGCCAGCAGGGCCAGGGGCCGGGGACUGCGGGAGGCGGGCGGAGAACAAAGCCGCUCGGGCUCUGCCGCGGAAGUAGUGCCUGGCCCUCCCGCCCGCGUCUCCCUCACGCUCUUUCUCAGGGUACUUCCGAGGCGGAGGUGGGGCGCACCUGCUGGAGCGGGCUGGCCUGCCGGCCGGGUAGGGAAGCGCGGGCCGGUCGCAGCGCCGGCAGCGCUCCGGCCUGCAGGGAGGGUGGGAGCCGCAGCUCCCUUCAUCGUCUGCCUCCGCCUCGGUUGCGGAGACUAUCUGGUGACAAUUGAAGAAAAAAGCAAAGCAACUUUCCUAAGAGCAUAUAUGAACUGGAGAUGCAUGCCUGCAGGGAGUUCUCGCGUGUGUGUCCGGAUGGUUGGUCACAAGAUGGAAGAGUCAUACAGUGAAGCCUUAAAAGAACAAAUGUCAGUUGUUGAAAUGCCACUUUCAGAUCCUCCACUGUGCAUUUCAUGUUGUCCUGUGAAUGGAGAUCUACUUGUGGGCUGCAAGAAUAAACUUGUCAUAUUCUGUUUGAAAUACCGUGUCAUAAACCAGAAUUUGACUGUGUUAGAUUUUGAACGCUCCUUAAUUUUGCACAUUGAUAACCUCAUUCCUGUCGAAGUUGCAUUUUGUGCCAGACAUAUAGCUAUAACAACAGAGCUGGAUGUUCUAAUCCUGAAACUGGAACUGGUCCAGCAAAGUGCAGACAGGACAGAGCAGUGUGCUCAGGGAGUCAGUGCACCAGAGAAGGCUAUGGAUGGAGGUGUGAAAGAUGAAAGUCCUCCAACACAUCCUUUACAGCUUGAAUUAGAUGAGUUCAUCAUAUGUCAGAAGCCAGUGGAAUUGCUUGGGGAACAAAGUAAGCUGUGUGAGAUACCUGUCAUACUGGAAUCUACAGAGUUACCUGUGGAAGACACAAAGCACUUCCAAGUGCAGUAUCUGCUUUUCAGACAUUUUGCGCCCGACCAGUCGCCUUUUGGGUUUUGUGAAGAGACUAAGUUGCACUCUGUUCAACUGCUUCCUGUAUACCAGACAGGAAUUCCUGCAACAGCCUAUGAGGAAACUGAGAACAAGAGAAAACUUCUGAGUCUCUUCUGCUUUUUCUCUUUACCUCAUGUUGGAUAUCUCUACUCUCUUGGGAAGUUAGUAGAACUAAUUUCUACUUACCAAUAUUCAGAAAAGUCAGAGCAGGCAGUCCUCACUCCACAGUUCUUACACGUCAUUACAAGUCAGAACCUGCAGUGCUUCACAGUGCGAUGCAGUGCAGCAGCAGCUCGUAGUGAGGAUCCAUAUAUUGACACGACUGUGAAGGCUUGUCCACCUGUCACACUGGAUGUCUGUACAUUAAGAAUGCAGCUUUUUAUAGGACCAAGAGCUAUCUGUCAUUUCAAAAACCAUAUAAUUCUUUUGACUAAGGCAGACACAGAAGAUAUUACUGAAAGAAGAAAGCCUACAAGAAGGAUGCUUUCCAGAAAGACUGACCACAUCAAAUCCAGAACAAAUUCUGAGUCAGAGCCGGGUUGGAAUUUAUAUAUUAUAAACACUGUUUCAACAAUUCAGCUUUACAGAGAAAUGGUAGAAUAUAGUAGAACUUAUGAAAAUGUUAAAACUGAGAGCUGCAUCCAUCUUUUAAGUGAGGCUCACUUACUGAUCAGAGCAGCUAUAAUGGACCCUCAUUUCCUUAAAUCAGAUGAGAAGGAAGAUCUUCUGAGAGCAUUCAGAGAAAGUUGUGCCUUCUUAGGAGACUGCUACAGCAGGUUUGACACAAAGGAUUACCACCUUGCUUUGCCAUACUACAGAAUGUCAGGUUUAUCCAUGACUGAAGUUUUAAAGAGACUAGUUUCAGAAGGUGAUGAAAUACAGACAUAUGAGAGAGGAUUUAUAUUUUACUUAACUCAUUCUCUUAAUGAAGACUCAAACGAAGAAUUAAGUAAGGAAUCAGGAAAUAAAGUUCUCCAGAUACUGUAUCUUGCGGACCCUGUGCAGCUGCCUGAUAUCCUUUGCAGUCCCAGCAUGAGAAACAUAUGUCCUUUGACAGCUGUGAAGUAUCUUCAGAAAGUAGAAAAGAUGAUGCCAUCAGUGGUCCUGACACUUACUAAGGCUUUCUUUGCUCUGAAAAUGGGAGACCUGGCAAUGUAUGAACAUGAAAUGCACUCCUAUAAGGAGACAACACUGGCUUGCGGCUUCAUUGGGCAGCCACGGCUCCUGCAGCAGCGUAAGGAAGGAAUUGUUACACCAACUGAGUUUGCUGUUCACCUGAAGGAGACGCAGCCUGGUUUACUCGUGGCUGCCACUGUGGCUUUACAUGAGAACAGUAAAAUUGAACUAGAAGAAGCAGAUACCUUUUUCAAGAUGCUGUGUAAUAGCAGUGAAAACACUAUUCCCCAGCUCCUGGUGGAUUUCUGGGAAGCUCUUCUUGUAGUGUCCUCUCAGGAAAAAAUACUUCAGGAGCUCCUGCUGAGGGUUACUUCUCAGUAUGUUCAGAGAAUAUCAAAGAAGCAACUUCCUGAGACUAAGCCAUUGAAAACAACAGAGGAUCUAAUAAAUUCCUGCAGUCAUUUUGGGUUGAUUGUUCCAUGGAUAGCUUCCAUAAUGUCAGUGGGAUGUUCAUCUGACAAAGAUUACCAUGAAGACAUCUCAAGACUACAGUCUCUUUUAUGCAGUCAGUCAAUCAAUAUAGUUUCAGCGCUGCCUGUUUUGGAGCCCCUGACAGAGGCUGACAGCGUUGGCCUCGCUGUCCGUGUUCUCUGCAAUACCCGUCUGGGCAACUACGAGGCAGCCAUUGACCAGCUGCUCACAAGGUGUCCUGGGGCAGCUGUGAUCUACGCUCAGCAUGAGCUGAAAGGUGACACUCAGGCUCUGUGGUGGAACAAGCUGCUUCCUGAACUUUGCAAGAGAACUAGACUUACUGGAAAUGACUGCCCCGUUCUUAUUUCAUCACUCAAAGAAACUUUAUCAAUUGUUGCAAUGGAACUGGAGCUAAGGGAUUUCCUCAGUCUUCUACCAGAAGAUGGAACUGCAGCAUUUUUUCUGCCACAUCUUCUUCACUGCAGCCAGAGGAAGCUGCUGACCUAAAACAAUGACCUGUGGACCUGCUGUCCACUCAGCUACAGUGUGGUGUAAUAAAAAAGUAAAUGAAACAACCAGUAGAACUCCUUAUAAGGUACUGCAAGCCUCCCUUCAUAUACAUCUUAUGUCAACUGCAGAAGGACAGUUGUUUCCUGAGGCAAAGCAUCUGUGUUGAAGCUAAUUCUGGUGCCAAAGCAGCUAGGAAAUAGACUCUGUAGUACAACUGAACUGUUUUCUAAACAUUUACUACAGACGUACUAAUAAAAUGUGACAGUAUGAUGACUGAUACCCCAAAUUGUGCUGUUACUCAGGGUUAUUUGCAAACUUUAAAAAAAGUUCAUUUCAUUAGCUCUUCUGUGUUCCUCAUCUGCUAAAUAACAUGCAUUAGCCAUCACCUAGAAUAUGUUUCGCUUGCAAGAUACUGUUUUCAUUUACAGAAACAUAUAUUUAUAAGCUGUUACAUUCAUGUAGCUGUUUUAGUCUGUGGUUCUUUUCUUAGCCACGGCCAUUAUGCGAAAUCUUCCAAACUGUGCAGAGAUGAGUGGUCCAGAAGAAUAUUUUCCAAGAAAUUAAGGUAGACUUUGGAGUAUCACUGUGUUAAAAUGCUUUCAUCAUUCUUGAGUGCCUGGCACACCUUUACGCUUGAACUGAUUGAAUAAUCUUGGGAACAGAGACUGCGUGUCUAGAGGGAGAAAAAUAGCUUUAUUGUACAUUUCAUCAAAAGAACAGUCUGUGCAUGCGGCCAGCAGAGUCCAAAAUGAGCACAGGGGUUCAAGUAUGUUCUGGACAUUGUGAGUUAGAUUUAAAAACAACUUUAAGAUGCAAUGAGGGUUACAUUUCAAUGCAGUCUAGAUGGUUAAUAAUAAAAAAAAUCUGAUGUACCGCUGAUCCAAGUUGAAAGUCUGUUUUUACAUGUCUUCCUGUAUACUCUUAAAUGAGCUUUGUUAUUGUCUGGACAUCUGGCAUAACAUACUCUGUAACAUACUCAGUUUUAGUGUUUAUAAAAUUGAAUUAGGUUCUGUUUCAUAUUCCAGUGGUUUAUCAAAUAGAAUUAGAUUUUCUGUUUAACAUUGCAUUCUGUAUUUUUUAGUAUAGCUAAAAUGUAAAUCACAUGGUUGUAUAUAUAUACAUACAUCACAUAUUUUGAAUUAUUUCUACUGUUCUCUUUCUCUCAAUACCUGUUAUGCUCUGUCUUUUGAGUACCGAAAAAUGUUGGUUUUAAAAUUGAAUUAACUUUUUAGAAACAGUAACUUUUCUUCAAAAUUCAAGUUUUUUCACUGGUGAUAUUGCCAGAGCAAGGUAAUAGUGUCCGUAAAGCUACAACAUGCCCUUGAGAAAGUAAACACUGUUUUAGUUUUUCAGUACUUCAGCUGUAUGGGGAUGAUGAAUUCAUCUGUAUUUAUCAGUGUUGCUUGUUUUAACAAAGAUUGAGAUGAAGUCUGUCACUACUGGGUACAGAAAUACUCUGUCUCAUGAAGAAUUCUUUUUAAAUAAAAAAAUCUGUCAU